AUGGCCGAAGAUGCGAACUCUGCGUCUGGGGCUGCCGAGAACAAGAACGCCGAAGCUUCUGUUGCGCCUGUCACGUCUUCUGUAGCUGCAGGAAAGCAGCCGGCCAGUGACUCAGACGACGGACACGACGACGGAGUAGCAUCAGCAGCAGCGCCGUCUAGCAAGAAGAAGAAGAACAACAAGAAGAAGAGCAAGACAGCCGCGGAUGCGGAGUCGGAGGUGAAGAGGGCCAUUGACAGCCUUCCACCGGCACAGCUGGCCGAGCUGCUCAAGCUCAACCCGGCCAUAUCGCAGGAGAUCGCAGCGUCGGAGGCGCUAGCAGCAGGCUCGUCAUCGGGCGGCGCGACGUCGGAAUCGACUCUCGAGGCACUCAAGAAGCUCAGCCUGGCCGAUAUCAUGACGGGGCUGGCAGCCAGCGGCAAGAACGUCAAGGAUAUGGCGAGCUACAAGUUCUGGCAGACACAGCCGGUGCCGCGGUUCGGCGAGGGUGAGCAGGGCGGCACGAUGGUUGAGGAGGGACCGAUCAAGGUCCAGACGGUGGACGAGGUGUCCAAGGAGCCGGCCAAGCUCAUCGACGGCUUCGAGUGGGUCAAGGUCGACCUGACGGACGACGAGGAGCUGAAAGAGGUCUUUGACCUCCUCUCGGGGCACUUUGUGGAGGACGGCGAGGCCAUGUUCCGGUUCCGGUACUCCAAGUCGAUUUUGAAGGCGAUGAUGUCUCCCGGCUGGACCAAAGACUGGCACGUGGGCGUGCGGGCAACACAGUCGCGCAAGCUGGUGGCAUUUAUCUCGGGCAUUCCGCUGGAGCUGCGGAUCCGCGACAAAGUGCUGCACGCGUCCGAGGUCAACUUCCUGGUGAUCCACAAGAAGCUGCGGUCGAAGCGGCUGGCGCCGGUGCUGAUCAAGGAGAUCACGCGGCUCUGCAACCUCAAGGGCGUGUGGCAGGCGCUCUACACGGCGGGCGUGGUGCUGCCGAAGCCGGUCAGCACGUCGCGCUACUACCACCGAUCGAUCAACUGGCAAAAGCUAUACGAAGUCGGCUUCAGCCCGCUGCCGUCGGGCAGCAAGCCACAGUUCCAGGUGCGCAAGUAUGCGCUGCCGGACCGCACGAUCACGCGGGGCCUGCGGGAGCUGGAGGCACGCGACCUGGACGCCGUGCAGAGCCUGCUGACGCGCUAUCUCGCGCACUACGACAUGGCCCAGACGUUCUCGCGCGAAGAAGUCGAGCACUGGAUGCUGGACAAGCGGCUGCCUGGCGACGAGCAGGUCGUGUACUCGUACGUGGUCGAGGACGAGCACCACAACAUCAACGACUUCUUUUCUUUUUACUGCCUGGACUCGUCCAUCAUCAACCACCCGAGACACAAGGUGAUCCGGGCGGCCUACCUGUUCUACUACGCGACUGAGGUCGGCCUGACGACGCCGCCCGAUAAGAAGGCGCUCAAGGUCCGGCUCAACGAGCUCAUGUCGGACGCGCUCAUCCUGGCCAAGAAGCACAAGUUUGAUGUCUUUAACGCGCUCUCCAUCAUGGACAACGCCCUCUUUCUGGAGCAGCAGAAGUUCGGCCCUGGCGACGGCCAGCUGCACUACUACCUCUUCAACUACCGUGCCAACAUGAUCACCGGCGGCGUCAACAGGAGAAAUCAGCUGGACGAAGACGCGCUGAGCGGAAUUGGAUUUGUCAUGAUGUGA
Molecule: messenger RNA, 1692 nt
Organism: Grosmannia clavigera kw1407
Lineage: Eukaryota; Fungi; Ascomycota; Sordariomycetes; Ophiostomatales; Ophiostomataceae
Product: peptide n-myristoyl transferase
Exons: 2
Coding region: 1-1692 (563 amino acids)
Biological process (GO): N-terminal peptidyl-glycine N-myristoylation
Cellular component (GO): cytoplasm
Molecular function (GO): glycylpeptide N-tetradecanoyltransferase activity
Source: RefSeq, a predicted model, not a curated record